AUGUCGCUGGCAGACAAACGAUCAAAGUAUCAGCGCAGUCAAACGCUAUCUUACAUACGUAUAAACAAAUCACAACAAAAACAAUCUCAAUCUUCAGAUUCAUCAGUAUCAUUAGAAAAAAUAUCAAAAAAUACACUUCUACCACAAAGUCCUGCAAAUCGAACUGAAACAAAAACCGAAACUCCAAUAUCAACCAGAUCUUUGACACCUCGCUCACAAAACGAACAGCAAAGUCUAUUCUCAAACGAAAAUAUUAAAUUACCGCAAAAAUGGAUUAAUAGCAGUCUCAAUCAAAGCGUAAAAGUCAGACCAAAAUCGCUGACACGGAAAAUCAGUUAUAAUGAAUUUCAUCAUUCAUCCUCUAUACUAUCUUGCAGUAAGUCAUCGAAUGGGUCAAUAAAUAUUUUUAACAGAGUAAAAGAUAAAAUAGUUGAAACAGUUUACCACACCCAAGAUAUGCCGCACUGGGCGGCAAUUGUUCAAGAAAAACGACAAAAGGCCGCAAAUGAAUACGAAGCCAAAAUAGUGGACACUUUGAGCAGAGAAAGAUCUAACGAAAUUUCUCAAAAAAACUGCAAACUUCUAAUAUCAUCUACCGAAACGAACGAACCCAUUUCGCAAAAAGAUAGCAGUAUAAUAACCAAGCGUGAAAAAGCUCGACAAGGUUUCAGGAGACGGUCUAUCAGUCAAGAUUCCUACCCUCAAAAUCUGUUGCUUCCAAAAGCAGGCACCCUGACGGCGAAACAGUCAAAUGAAGGCAUAACAUGCUCGUUUGGAGAUUUUCAAGCAAUUCUUCAAGAAUUUAAUAAUUACAUGAGAGAAUCUAAAGGCGCUUCAAAAUCUUCUUCAACAGCAUCCAAUUUUUCCAAACACGAAGAUCAAACGCAUUGUGUUAAAACACCUUCCGACAACACACCUAACGUUAUAAACGAGUCUACAAUUACUCAAAAAGUUAAAUCCAGUGCAGAAAAAAACUCUAAAGAAUCAACCUUUCUUCAUGAGUUUAGCUUGGCCAGAAUUGCAGAAACAGACUGUACUGCAAGGAAUUCUUUUGAUGCUGUGGAAGUUGAAUAUGAUGAAAAUGGUCAAACAUGGGGAGUUUACGGAGCAGAAAUAGACCCAGAAAUAUUAGGGAAUGCAAUUCAGCUGCAUUUGCAACGACUAAUAGACCAAAAAUUAAACAUUAACGAGUCCGAAAAAAAGCCCAUCAGGCCAAAUCGUAAAUAUGAAAUGAAACAGAUGAGUUCAGAAGCAUCAUGCUUCGUGUCAAAGUUUUUCUGUUUUAUUAAAAAAAAAAGUUGUGACGUAAAUAUUACGGAUGAAUAA
Messenger RNA from Helobdella robusta, 1326 nucleotides. RefSeq lists its product as hypothetical. Gene Ontology annotation, cellular component: plasma membrane. Bases 1 to 1326 code for a protein of 441 amino acids. The transcript has a single exon. NCBI's taxonomy places the organism in Eukaryota, Metazoa, Annelida, Clitellata, Rhynchobdellida, Glossiphoniidae. Gene Ontology annotation, biological process: neuron projection development. The record is from RefSeq and is a predicted model, not a curated record.